ACAAAGUAUUUUUUGCUAAAAUCAGUUCAUCUGCAACAAUGGUUUGGAGUAGAACCAUUUGUGUUGUCUCUUUUACCUUGUUUCUUGUCCACAUAGCAGGUGUAUCGAUUAAGCAUCUUUCUAAAGAAAAUGAUCAUGAUGCAGCUUUUCAGGAACAAAAGGAUAUUUCAGAAAUUAAUUUAGCUGCUGGCGUGGACUUCUUUGAAGGAGACAUCCUUCUUCCGAACUCCAGAAACGCCCUGAGAGACCCAACCACCAGGUGGCAGUUCCCCAUUCCUUACAUUCUGGCUGACAAUCUAGCGCUGAAUGCUAAAGGAGCCAUUCUCUAUGCCUUUGAAAUGUUCCGCCUCAAGUCCUGUGUGGAUUUCAAGCCCUAUGAAGGAGAGAGCUCAUAUAUCAUAUUUCAGCAAUUUUCUGGGUGCUGGUCUUGGGUUGGUGACCAACAUAUGGGACAGAACCUCUCCAUUGGUUUGGGGUGUGACUAUAAGGCCAUCAUCGAACACGAGAUCUUGCAUGCUUUGGGAUUUUACCAUGAGCAGUCAAGGAGCGACCGGGAUGAUUAUGUCAACAUCUGGUGGGAUGAAAUUAUUUCAGGUUACAAGCACAACUUCGAUACCUAUGAUGACAGUUUCAUCACUGAUCUCAACACACCUUAUGAUUAUGAGUCUCUGAUGCACUAUGCGCCUUUUUCAUUUAACAAGAAUCAAAGUUCCCCUACCAUCACAGCCAAGAUCCCUGAGUUCGGUUCCAUUAUUGGGCAGCGCCUAGAUUUCAGUGCCAUUGAUUUAGAGAGACUGAACCGGAUGUACAAUUGCACCUCAACACACACCCUUUUGGACUAUUGUGCUUUUGAGAAGACAGACAUCUGUGGGAUGAUUCAGGGCACCAGAGAUGAUGCUGACUGGGUCCAUAAGGACAGUGGUCAGGCUGGACAAGUGGAUCACACGUUGGUGGGACAAUGCACAGGUGCGGGCUACUUCAUGCAUUUCAACACCAACUCAGGGGCGGCAGGAGAGGCAGCCCUACUGGAGUCUCGAAUUCUUUACCCAAAGAGGACACAGCAGUGCCUGCAGUUUUUCUAUAAGAUGACAGGAAAUCCUUCAGAUAGACUCACGGUCUGGGUCAGAAGGGAUGACAGCACAGGCAAUGUGCGCAAACUGGUCAAGAUGGAAACCUUUCAAGGAGAUUCUGACCAUAAUUGGAAAAUUGCCCAUGUGACACUCAAAGAAGAAAAGAAAUUUCGCUAUCUUUUCCAGGGCACAAAAGGUGACCCUCAGAACUCAGCUGGGGGAAUUCAUCUGGAUGACAUCACUCUGACAGAAACCCCCUGCCCUGCAGGGGUUUGGACAAUACGGAACAUCUCCCAGGUCCUUCAGAACACCAUUCAAGGGGAUAAGCUCAUGAGCCCUCGAUUCUAUAAUUCAGAGGGCUAUGGUUUUGGGGUCACUUUAUACCCCCAUGGAAGAAUAACCUCCAGUAACUCUGACUACUUGGGGCUUGCUUUUCACCUGUGCAGUGGAGAGAAUGAUGCCAUCUUGGAAUGGCCAGUGGAGAACAGACAGGCAGUAAUGACAAUACUUGACCAAGAAACUGAUGCCAAGAACAGGAUGUCUUUAAGCUUGAUGUUUACUACUUCCCAGGCCCAUACAUCUUCAGCAAUAAAUGGCUCUAUCAUCUGGGACAAGCCAUCCAGUGUGGGAGUCUAUGAUAAAGACUGUGAUUGUUUUCGAAGCGUUGAAUGGGGCUGGAGCCAGGCCAUCUCCUACCAACUACUGAAAAGAUGGAGUUUCCUUAAAAAUGAUGAUCUCAUCAUUUUGGUGGACUUUGAAGAUAUCACCCACCUGAGCCAGACUGAAGUUCCUACUCCAGGCAGAAGGCUGACCCCCCAAGGCCUUUUUCUUCAAGGCCAGGAGCACCAGGCCUCAGAAGAAGGCUCAAGAAAGGCCAAGUUAGAAGAAGUCCUACCUGGUACCCAGGACCAGGGGCAGCCCAGCCGACAGAAGCGGUCAGUGGAGAACACAGGCCCUAUGGAGGACCACAACUGGCCACAGUACUUCAGAGACCCCUGUGAUCCAAACCCUUGCCAAAAUGAAGGCAUCUGUGUGAAUGUGAAGGGCAUGGCAAGCUGCAGGUGCGUCUCUGGACAUGCCUUCUUCUACACGGGGGAGCGCUGUCAAGCCAUGCAGGUGCACGGCAGUGUGCUGGGGCUGAUGAUUGGAGGCACAGCUGGUGUGAUCUUCUUGAUUUUCACCAUUGGCUCCAUCAUUUUACAAAGGUCAAGGCAGUGACACAUCUACUGACAUCGGCCAGACUAUAGAAGCACCUCCUUCACUCAGACCUU
Messenger RNA from Castor canadensis (American beaver), 2341 nucleotides. RefSeq names its product meprin A subunit alpha (gene Mep1a). Gene Ontology annotation, biological process: proteolysis. Gene Ontology annotation, cellular component: membrane. The record is from RefSeq and is a predicted model, not a curated record. NCBI's taxonomy places the organism in Eukaryota, Metazoa, Chordata, Mammalia, Rodentia, Castoridae. Gene Ontology annotation, molecular function: metalloendopeptidase activity; zinc ion binding; protein binding.